Messenger RNA from Cottoperca gobio, 3318 nucleotides. RefSeq names its product complement component 6, duplicate 2 (gene c6.2). Gene Ontology annotation, molecular function: protein binding. Gene Ontology annotation, cellular component: membrane attack complex. Gene Ontology annotation, biological process: complement activation. The record is from RefSeq and is a predicted model, not a curated record. The transcript has 18 exons. NCBI's taxonomy places the organism in Eukaryota, Metazoa, Chordata, Actinopteri, Perciformes, Bovichtidae. Bases 137 to 2947 code for a protein of 936 amino acids.
GUCAGAUUGAGCUCUGCCUGCAGUGCUUAAUUAGUCAGAGAAGACUGUUAACUGCUCGAAUAUACAAACAGAGCUACUAAAUGAUCUGCUCAAGAGGACAUCAGUAUAUGUGGUGAACGCAGUUUGGACUUCUCUGAUGGCGUCUUCCAGCCGGUUACUCCUGCUGCUGCAGCUCCUCAGCUGGAUAUCAGCCGGCCUGGCCUGUUUCUGUGACCGCUACCCCUGGGGAACCUGGUCUGCCUGCUCCAGGACCUGCAACCACGGAACACAGCACAGACACCGGAAAAUGAAUUAUAACGACGACUACUACUGGAAGAGCAGCUGCCAUCAGCUGUGUGAGAGUGAUGACAGGAGAGCUUGUAACGAUCAGAGCUGUCCAAUCAACUGCUUGCUCACAGAGCUCGGGCCGUGGUCCGACUGCUCGCCCUGCGCCAAGAAACAGUUUCGGACGCGGUCGGUCCAGAGGCCAUCCCAGUUCGGUGGAUCAGCCUGCAGCGUGGAGCUGACAGAGGAGCGGCCCUGUCACUCUGCCACAGAGUGCAAGUUAGCCCCCAUCGACUGCAGAGAUGACUUCAAGUGUGAUAAUGGACGCUGCAUCAACUCCACGUUGACAUGCAACAAGCAGAACGACUGUGGAGAUAACUCGGAUGAGAGGGACUGUGGCGACUUCAAUACUGUGUGUCCAGGGGAGAAGAGAGUGGCCCCCGGGGCUGACCUGGUGGGAAAUGGGUUUGAUGCUAUAGCAGAGGAGCCCAGGGCAGCGGUACUGGACAACAUGUUUAUGGGAGGAAGUUGUAUCAUCAGGAGGCCUCGGACUACGCAGCUCUACCACCGCAUCCCUCACAACUUUGAGAGCUUUGAAAUUAAGGUUGGACAGCUGGAGGACUUCAGCAUCGAGCCCCAGCCUCUGCACACCGAGUCCGUCCAUGAGAGGACAUCCAGUUUGCCUAUAAACAGCCAACAACAUCAAAACAUCUUUUCCUUCCCCAUUUUUUUCUUCAGUGGGAGAUCUAUGACCCGAAGCAACUCUAACAAGGAAGCUUUUGAAGCAUCAAAGAAAACGGACUCCAGGUUUUUCAGGGUUCACCAGGUUUUGCCCGUGUCAACGUUCAAGGUGAGGGACCCCGGGGACCUCGUCCUGUCGCUGCCCUUUCUUCAGUUCCUUCAAGCUCUUCCUCUCGAGUACAACUACGCCCUCUACAGGGACAUCUUCCAGCGCUUCGGGACGCAUUACUACGGCUCAGGGAAACUGGGAGGCCACUAUGACCUGUUGUACCAGUACAGCCGAGAAAAGCUCACCAGUUCAGGUGAAACAGAAGAGCACAUCAAAGGCUGCCUAGGCCGAGAGACCACCUGGACCAUCAUCGUCUACACGGAACACAGCAGUGUGACCCGAUGCUCCGACAACAAGAUGACUGAGAAAUAUCAAGGCUCGUACAUUCAAGCAGCAGAGAAGUCUUUCUCUAUGGUGAAAGGAGGUCGAAUCAGAGAGGCUUCAGCUCUGGCCUGGGAGAGGCAGCGCCCCACUCCGGACCAAACAUCCUUCAAGAACUGGGCCAAGUCUGUUCUUGAGAACCCUGCUGUGGUCGAAUCCAAGGUGCUGCCCAUUAUAGACCUGGUUCGGGGGAUCCCAUGUGCUCUCACAAAGAGGAGACACCUGAGGAAGGCCCUGCUGCAGUACCUGGACGAGUUUGAUACCUGCAAGUGCUCUCCCUGCCCCAACAAUGCCAGGCCGGUUCUCUCCAGCACAGAGUGCAAGUGUGUUUGCCAAAUCGGCACAUUUGGCUCGAACUGUGAGAAACGAGCUCCUGACUACACUUCAGAGGCGGUGGAUGGUUACUGGAGCUGCUGGGGGCCCUGGAGACCCUGUGGAGUCACAAUGAAAAGACAUCGGACGAGGCGGUGUGAUAAUCCCGCCCCCCUCAGAGGUGGCCAACCCUGCAAGGGUCUUGACAGACAUGAGGAUCAAUGUCACAUCUCCAUCUUCGAAAAACAGGAGACCUGUGACAAUGAUGAUGACUUCACUAUAGGCUGGAGGGACGAGCUGCCUCCUGGUGUGCAGGGUUGUCUGAGGCCACAGAGGCCCGCCAACAGCUUUCUCAGGAAAGCAAAGCAGUAUUAUAACUUUGGUGAGGAUGAGGAGUUCCAGUGCUACACUGGAUUUGACCUGGAGGGCUUUCAGUUCUUCAACUGUCUUCCUGACGGGACGUGGAGUCAACCACUUGGAAGCUGCAGCAGGAAACUGUGCCUUCCUCCUGAGAUCCCUGAUGGCAUGAUGCUGUUCCCCAACAAAGACGAGUACAAAGUUGGGGAAUCAGUGGGAAUGAACUGUAACGAGGCAGCCCUGAAGCCGCUGCCAGCAGGCUUCUACAAGUGCAGCGACAGUCUCACCUGGGAGCCUCCAUUACCUGCUGACCUACGCUGCACUGAUGAGGAACCGUUUGUUCCUGACAGUCAGUGUGGUUCAGGAGAGAAACUGCAGGGUUCUACAUGUGUCUGCAUUCAACGAGAAAGCUGCCUUUCACAACCGGAGACUCUCUGCAUCGUGAACCUAGACGUCGGUGUCAUCGUGUCAAUGUCCCUGUGUUCCUUCCAUGCUGGUCGUUGCCACGGAGAUCCGCUCUUCUUUGUCAGCGAGGGCGCAUGUGACGAGGUUGAUUCUGCCCAACUGGAGUGGGCCACGUUCAGAGCCAACAUGUCCUCUCAGAGCUCUGUUCAGGAGCCCUGUCAACUUGACACGUGUUAUGAAUGGGAGACCUGCUCUGCAUCUAAGAAGUGUGAGUGCAGAGUUGCUCGGGACUGCCCCAGACUGGAAGAGCACAUGUACUGUGUGAAGCUGACCAGGACCCAGAAGACUCGCAGCAUGGACCUUUGCUCUAUGGCCGCCCUCAAAUGUAUCAGCUAUCAGUUUGACAUUCUCAAUGAAGGCGUCUGUGAGUCCAGAUAAUCCUUCAUAGGCUGGUUAAGCAGGUAUACUGGGGUCCAAGAAUCCAACGCAACUCAGAACCAAAGGCACACCUAACUGGGACAACGGGAAAGCCAAGAGCAUCAAGUACAAAUAGAUCUCAACAGUGAGUUUCUAGAAGUGAAAAUCCCUUUUAUAUUCUUAAUAUAUACGUUAUCGGAUUUUCACCAAAUUAUUUUAUUACAAUAUUGUAUCUGACACUGAAAUGUAUCAUUCUGCCACUUAAUGCUAGAUUUGCACACAUUUUAGAGCGGGAAAUGCGGGGUACAUAUGGGAUGUGCAUGCAAAAUGUGUGUCAUUUGGAUACUGUAUUGGUGACCUGCAGCAAAAAUAUCAUUAAAUAUUUAAAACUA